AUGAAAAAAUCAGAAUCCGAAAGUGAAAUAAUGUCUGUCCCGUCUCCAUCAUAUACUUCUUCGCCACAGUUCAUGAUGCCACCUCUAAAUUUCGAGUCGACAAAUUUACCAAUGGCAUGGAAAGAUUGGUACACCCAAUUUAAAAUUUAUUGUCGAGCAACUGGGGUAGAAAGUUAUUCUAAUGAAAAAAAGGUCGCAAUUUUACUGCACUGUAUGGGUCACGGCGCUCUUAAAAUAUUUAGUUCGUUUAAUGAAGAUGUAGACAAAAUUAAAUAUGAAGAUCUAAUUAAAAAAUUUGAAAAAUAUUUUCUUCCAAAAAUAAAUCUAGCUAUUGAAAGGCACAAAUUCUUCACAUGUGCGCAAAAACCAACGGAAUCUAUUGAGGAUUAUAUUACGGGAUUAAAAAAUUUAAGUCUUAACUGUGAAUUUGGCACCUUACGUGAAAGUUUAGUUCGAGAUAUAUUUGUAUGUGGCCUUAGUCAACAAAAUAUUCAAAUAAAGGAAAAAUUAUUAAGCGAAGGAAAUAUUAGUUUAGACAAAGCCGUAGAAAUUGCUAAAAGCGCCGUACUAACUAGAGUUCACUCAAGGCAAAUUCAAAGCAAUUCAUCAGACUCUCUUGUUGUGGGUGCAGUACAAAAUAUGAAAUUUAAAAAUUCUACUCAAACCAAUAAGUCAUACAAUAAAAAACCAGUCAACAAUUUUUUUAGUCAGUCAACCAAACAAAUUAAAGGUAAACAGGAAAAUAUUUGUUCGAAGUGUGGUCAACUUCACCGAUUUCGAUGUCCAGCUAUAGGUAUGGUAUGCCAUAAAUGCAAAAAAAAAAAUCAUUUUGCUUCGAUGUGCAAGUCAAGUCAAAUAAGAACAUUACAACCGCAGUCUUCUAAUGAGAUCCAGUCGUUAUUUUUAGGUGGUAUACAAUCAACUUCUAAUGGUUCAAAUAGUAAUAGUACUUGUAAUUGGUAUGUAAAAAUUUGUGUCAAAAAUAUUGAAAUAAAUUGCUUAUUAGAUUCAGGUGCGCAAGCAAAUAUUAUUAGUCUUUCUAACUUUGAAAAAUUAAAUCUAAAUCACAAAAAAAUAAAACAAACAAAUAAAAAAAUUUGUACUUUUGGUAAACAAUCCUUGCCAAUAAUAGGCACAUAUGAAAUUAAAUGUGUGUACAAUAACAAAGAAUACUUAAUAUUAUUUUAUAUCAUGAAUAUAGAAUGUCAAACAAUUUUAGGUUUAGCAACUUGUAUUGAAAUGAAUUUAAUUAAAAGGAUAGUCACACAACCAAUAGAUAUAAAUAAUUUAACAAUUCCAAACGAAAAAUGUAACUUUUUAAAAAAUUAUAAAGAUUUAUUUGAAGGUAUAGGAUGUUUACAAACAAAGUGUCACUUCAAAGUCAAACAGGAUGCUCAGCCUGUUGUUGUCGCACCUAGAACUGUCCCUAGAACUGUCAUUAUCUUUAACUAUAUAUGA
This is a messenger RNA of Condylostylus longicornis, 1458 nucleotides long. RefSeq lists its product as uncharacterized. Lineage: Eukaryota; Metazoa; Arthropoda; Insecta; Diptera; Dolichopodidae. The record is from RefSeq and is a predicted model, not a curated record. The transcript has a single exon. The coding region runs from base 1 to 1458 and encodes 485 amino acids.